AUGCGCUCCUUCAUCCUCCUACCUCUCGUCGUCUACCUAGUCAUCGGCACCGUCUUCCUCUCCUCGGGCUUCGUCAGCCUCUUCCGCAUCCGCACGGUCAUGAAGCACGACGGCACCAAAACCGACAAGCUGGAGAAGCUCAUGAUCCGAAUAGGCGUCUUCUCCGUCCUAUACACCCUGCCGGCGCUCAUCGUGAUCUCCUGUCUGGUCUACGAGCACGUCAACUUCGACGACUGGAUGCGCACCUGGAACCAGGACAUGUGCGAAAAGUCCAAGUACGCCAUCCCCUGCCCGAGGGACCUCAAGGCGAAGAGUCAUCCCAGGUUCGAGGUGUUCAUGAUCAAGUACCUGAUGACCAUGAUCGUGGGCAUCACUUCGAGCGUGUGGAUCUGGUCGGGGAAGACGGUGCACAGCUGGAAGGUGUUCUUCAACAGGUUGAAAGGCAGGCACGUGGAGGCGUACGUUUAG
This is a messenger RNA of Phaedon cochleariae (mustard beetle), 468 nucleotides long. NCBI's taxonomy places the organism in Eukaryota, Metazoa, Arthropoda, Insecta, Coleoptera, Chrysomelidae. The record is from the annotation of a GenBank genome assembly.